Messenger RNA from Limulus polyphemus (Atlantic horseshoe crab), 2137 nucleotides. RefSeq lists its product as uncharacterized. Bases 395 to 1375 code for a protein of 326 amino acids. Lineage: Eukaryota; Metazoa; Arthropoda; Merostomata; Xiphosura; Limulidae. The record is from RefSeq and is a predicted model, not a curated record. Gene Ontology annotation, cellular component: extracellular region. The transcript is spliced from 4 exons. Gene Ontology annotation, molecular function: chitin binding.
AAAUAACGAGAAAGCAGUGGUGUGUCUAUGUUCCAUCGUUCGAGGAAGCCAAGCGAGUUUUACUAGUUUUGUAGACCUGGAAUUGACCUGUGAAGGGAUGACCUGCCGUUUUUGACCUAUAAUAUCUCUUGCUUCUGGCGUUUUCUACUGUCACUUUCUUAUCCUGAAACAUCCACUACCUUAAACCGGUAAGGUCCCCUGGCGGCAGAGGGAGGAAAGUAGGUCACAUAGAUGAGAUGUAAGAAGCCAAAUUUGCUACAGGGAAUCUCAUGAUUUCUUAAGGACGUGGUUCAUAGCAGCAAAACACUGACUUCGAAAACGAGACCACGUAAGACAAGUGCCUACACAUCAUAGCCUUCAACACAAUCGUCGGGUAGCCAUCAACAACACAAUAAUGUUUUUGCGUCUUCUGGUGAUUAUUUUUUUCAACUCAGCUGUUCUUCUUACGUCAGACUGUUCUUCUCAUGUGUUGCGCAAGAGACAAGUUUCCCGACGAGAGCCACAAUCUAGAUAUCUAAGGAGAAACCCCAACCGUAACCGUAUAGCUGCACCGACUAAAGAACCUGAUUACUACUACUAUUAUUAUGACGAUGGUGAUGACUACUACGUAGAUUACCUUGACCAUACUACAACUACUACUACGACUACUACAACAACGACACCUCCGCCACCUAGACGACGUUUUCGCGGUCGCUUUCGCCGUCCUGGACGUCGGUUCAGAGUAGGAAAUGGUGAUAAUGAAGGGUCGUAUAUAAGGAGGCCAUUAGGCAGGAGAAGGGGUAGAAUAUCUGUUUCAAACCAUCAGGAAACAAAUACUACAAAUAUAUCCACUACUACGGUUAUCACUACAACAACAACCUCUGCCCCCACCACCACUCGUAGAUACUAUCCACCAAGAUACGACGGUCGAUACAUCGAUUACUUGUCUGAUCCCAACAUUCCCCGAGAGCUCAAUGGCGUCGACUUGAACGGUUAUCCUUUCUAUCCCAUCAUUCCAGAUAACAUCAUCUUUGACUGCGAUGACCGUCAUGAUGGCUAUUAUGCUAGUGUGCCACACAGAUGUCAGCUCUUCCAUUACUGUUUCGGAGGGCAAAGGUUCGACUUCCUCUGUCCUAACUACACUCUUUACGAUCAACAAACGUUUACAUGCAGAUUUGUAAAUAAGGUUGACUGCGCCUCAUCUGAACUCUUUUACAAUAAAAACGACGCCCUCUAUGCGGAAACAACAACAUUACCUGACGUAGAGCAGGAAGGAAGGCGAAGAUCUAGAAAACAUAAAAAUAAAGAAAAAAAUGAAGAAGAUGAGGAAUAUUAUGAAAAACAUAAAAAUAUAGAAAAAGAUGAAGAAUAUGAGGAAUAUUAUGACGAUGAAUGAGAGCUUGAAAAAGACAAUAAAGAUAGAUAUUUUUUAUUCUUACUUGGUCGUACAAUGGAAAUUGAUUUUUAUAUGUCGCCACCCCCCAAAAAUUCCUUUACAGUUUAACACUGAAAUAGAAUAUUAAGAGUUUAUCGUGUAAUAUUUUGUUCUAUCUCCACAACACAAUUUUAAUAGUACAACUUAUUAAAGACUGUUACAUAUAUCUGUUUCAGUAUCGAACAAGAUGUUUGAAGAUUCUGUAGACUCUGAGUGUAGAGAAUUCUACAAUUAAAUCUCAAUCUUUCUUUAACAUUAUUUGAUUGAACAAAAAAUGUGGAUCAGCAUAAAACAAAAUUAAUGCCCUGACCAAAAGCUUAGUUUAAGUGUUUAUUUAAGAUUUGUUUAAGUUAUAAAAUAUCCUAAGUGUUACAUCAACAAAAUUGUAAGAUUUACUCAUUAUGAUUAUUUGCUUUCUAAGAUGAUUGAUCAAUAUUAUAUGCUAGAAUUGUCUUAAAUAUUGUUGAAUUCCUUUAAUGAAUCAGCAUUCAUGAAACUUUUUGGAUAAACUUUAGAAGUAUAAAUUGAAUUAAUUUUAUAUUAGUUAAGCUAUUAUUAUCAGUUAAAAUUUUCACAGAGAUAUCAUCCUUGAAAUGUUACUUAUCUUUGCUUUUUGAAAUGAACCGCUAUUUAAACAAAAAUAACUUUCAUAGUUUAUUCAAUGUAAAUAAAAAUAUCUGUAAGACAUUUUGUAACUCUUACAUGGAACGUAAUUGGUCUACA